AAUUUAUGUUGAAAACAAAUUCAUAAAAUUAUUAAUCUCAUUUUGCUUUUCUGUGUUUGAUUUUAGAUUUGUGAUUUUGGUGCAUCCAGGUUCAUAGACAGUACUACAAAGAUGUCAGUAGCUGGUACUUUACCUUGGAUGGCUCCCGAAGUGAUUCAGUGCCUUCCAGUAUCUGAAAGUUGUGAUGUUUGGUCGUAUGGUGUUGUUUUGUGGGAAUUGCUUACACAUGAAGUGCCUUUUAAAGGAAUUGAAGGCUUUCAAGUUGCAUGGGCUGUCGUGGAAAAAGAAGAGAGACUCACUAUUCCUAAAUGCUGUCCUCCCAGAUUUGCCGAGCUUAUGACUGCAUGCUGGAAGACAGAUCCAAAGGAAAGACCUUCUUUUGCCCAAAUCUUGAAAGUGCUAAGCUCUAUGCAAGAUGAUGUUGCCUUUUGUGAUGAACUGUCAGUGUAUCUUAGUCAAAAAAGUGUUUGGAGGGAAGAAAUAGAAGCAACUUUAGAACUAAUGAAAAAAGCGGAGCAUGAUUUAAAUCAAAAACAAAAACAUCUAGAAGAAUGGGAACUGAGACUUUUAGAGAAAGAAAAGAAACUUGAGCGAAAGAAAAAAUGUAUGCAACUGUAUGAACUUGACAUAAAUACUUGGUCAUCUGAUGAUGUGUGCUUGUGGAUCAAGCAGUUAGGAUUAGAAGCAAACUCAAAAGAUUUGGCUCAGUAUGCUGAUUUGUUCCUGGAACAACAUAUUAAUGGACGCCGUCUCUUACUUAUGACAUCAGAAGACUUGAAAGACAUUGGAGUACGUGCUGUUGGGCAUAGAAUCCAUUUAAUGGACGAAAUAAUGAAAUUAAAAAGUCACAAUAAAAGAAUGCUACAUUUUCCACCUUUGGAGCAGACGAUUCCGCAAAGUUCAACUUCUAAUUCAAUACGACCAAAUACAAUGAGGUUAGUAAUAUUAUUUGGAAAUCAUGUUCGUUUGGGCUCAAAUCCCAGUGAACAUAAAUGGAAAAUGUAUGUUGAAGUCGAUGAAGGUGACAGCCCAUUGACUACUGUAGCUUGUAUAAAAGAAGUUAGCUUCGAGUGUCGGCAUGCAGGAUUACCACUUUCGAGAAUAACUCAGCCUCCUUUUGUCAUGGAUAGAUGGUGCGUCGGAAUAAAACCCGAUACUGCCGUCACAUGUAUUGUGACAUAUGAAUCUAUUGUGAAAAAGCCAAGGUUCACUCAGCAUUUACAUCAAGUUGCUGCUGAAGGAAAUACAUCUAUGCAAAAAGAAGUAAACCUCACACUUCGUGGGCUACCUCACACGGACAAGAAACGACGUGCACAGCAUUGCAGAAGUGCUCCUAUCUUACCAGAAGUUUGGCAGAAUCGUUUCUUUCCAGAAUCUUUCUCUUUACCACCUGAGAAAACAGAAAAAGGCACCUGGGCUAAAGUUGUUGCAGGAGAGACUACGAUUCCACCAUUGCAGAAAAAUAAAAAAUUUGGGGGCUUUGAAGAUUCUGGUUCAAGUAGUGAUGGAGAAAGUAUAUUUGAGAGCAUGAAGAGCAUUGGUAGACAGCUUCUUGAAGACACACAACCAAGGGCUAGAUUAAAAAAAGUUUCAUUUACACUACAUGAAUCCAGUUCAUCAGAAUCAAUAGGAAGUGAUUCUGCCCAGUUUUCAUCUAAAGUUUUUCGAGAAAGACGUUGUAGCACACCAUCUUGUCGGCCUCGUUUCAAGUACAGACAUUCUGCUAGUGAUUCAGGCUUUCCCAUCAACAAGGAUAUCAAAUCAAAGUUUGAUAAGGACUCCCGUUUUGUUAAGUUUCGUGAAUGCCGCAUACGCCUUCAGAGUGAAGUUGAUAGAUUCAUGAGUGGUGACAAAGAAGAUGCAUCUUUUGAAUCUGUUGCUAGGAAAGCUAAGGAAGUAUUUAGUGAGCCUGUGGAAGAUGCUUUUGGUGAGUUUCCCCUUCAUUUUCGGAGACACAAUAGGGGUCUUAGAGGCCAGGAUAGGGGGAAUUUAUUCCAGCCAGAAAAAGGAGAACCAAAACUACGAUCAUGGAGUUUAGAUAGAAACGCUUUGUGACAAUAAGUACUUUAAAUAUUAAAUUCAUUGAGCAUUUUCUUUGACUGCUUUUUGAAAAGCACAUUUACAAAUGGAGCCAUUAGAAAGAAGUGGUUAAAGGCUUUCUUUGCAGUAUUUUUAUGCAACAAAAUAGCUAAAUUUUCCCAUAUUACCUCAUUGGUUAUCAUAAAGAAAGCUAUAUAACAGUAUUUCUGCCAUUAUUUUCAAAUAACUAUGCAGGAGUUAUUGCAGAACUAGUCAAAAAUAUUGUGCAAUCAAUUUUUGCAUUCUAAAUGAAAUAUAUGGAAAUGCUUGUAUAAUAAUCAGCACUUUCUUGAUAAAUAUGACUAUUGUUGCCUAUAUAUCGCAUAACUCAACUCAAGACAUUCUAAAGUAAUUGUUUAAACAAAUUAAAGCAAUUUGAGAUUAAUUAAAUCAUGAAACUAAAUUGGAUGGACUAAUUCUUAAGCAAAAUUUCAAAAUAUUUGAAUUAUGCAUCAUUUUUAUGUUUUAUCAUCAUCUAUGCUUCUUUUGAAUAUUUUUUGAAUCCUACCCUCAAAAGAAUCGAAUUUUUAUUUGAAUUGUAGUUUUUAUUUUGGAAUGAAAUACAGUACAAAGUCCGAAAUCUAAACAUCUAACAUCUGGGAUGAUCCAAAAUCCAGACUUCCAAAUCACCAACAGUCUUUUUUUUUUUUUUUUUUUUUUUUUUUUUUAGAAAUUUGUUAAAAUGCUGUGCAUUUGCACGCAUUUGAUAUUUUUUAUAAUAAAGCAAUAAAAUAAAUGUUUGAAUUUAGGGAGGCACUUGGCAGCAUAAUUUUGGACCUGCAGAGACUGCACAGGGCUACAAAAUGUCUAGUGUCAGCCCUAGAUAAGCCUUGAAGUUUAUGUGAGAAUUUAUUUGGUUUCAGAUAAGCAUGUGUAGGAGAGUUAUAAGUAUAAUAAAUAACCAGAGUAAUAUAAGUCAGGUUUAACUUCGUCAGUGUGCGGCAAGACAAAAUUUAGUGGAACAACAUGUGAAUCUCUAGUCUUAUGGUACAUCACCAGUAGUUUUAUGAUAAUAGCUGUGAAUUUGAAGAUUUUCAGAUAUCAGAAAACAAAAGGCAAAAUUUUCCAUUUAAUGGAAAUUGUGAAGAAAGUAACAAAAUGGUAAUUAAUGAUGAUAACAGAAGUUUUUCAUUGCACUCACAAUGCAGUCGACUAACAAAUGGCAAAACCUGUAGCUUGGUUCUAAAUAAUCAGAUAAAUCAGAAAAUAUCACUAGUGAUGGUGAAGAACGCGACUGAGAGGUUGCUAAGAAUGAAAAUAUUUUGAUCAACAAUUUAGUAAGAAUUCUCAACAUGGUAAUUACAGGAAUUUUACAAUGGAAUUUUGUAACUGAACAAGAAAUUAUGCCUGUCUAUAGAAUUAGAGAAAGAAUAAACACAAAAAAUUAAUAUUGAACCUUUUUUGUGUAAAUUUUAUUCCAUUAAGGUCAGAAAUGCUUCAUUUUUUUCAUAUUUCUAAUUUUAUAAUUUCUGCAUGUCAUCUUACUAGAUUUAAACUGAUGAUCUAACAUGUAGGAGAAUCUUAAAUCCAGAAUUGCUGAAGUCCCUGAUAAAUCCAGAUUAUGGACUUUGUACUGUACAUAAGUUAUUCUGUUGCUCAUGUUAUUGCUAUUUAAAAUACUUUAAAUGAUUUAUUUAAAUUAUCUGUUUAAAAGUCUUAAUUAAGUAGUAUAAAAUUAAUUAAGUAAUAUAAAACUGUCUGUUUGCAUAAACAAACAAUAAUGUAAAAUUUUAAAUUUAAUUCACAUUAUUAAUUUUUAUAAAAGUUUAUGUCUGAGGUUUUAUUAUCUUGAAUAGUACAUUGUAAUUUGAAAACCUUAAUUUCCAGUUUGAUAAUAAUUGUCAUCCCAUUGUAUAUAUAAUGAACUAAAUUAUUCAUGUACAAAAUUUCUUGUAUUACUUUCCAUGAGUAUAAACAAAAUUUAAAAUUUAAUACCAUUUUCAACAUGAAGAUAAAAUUCUCAGUUCUCAGUAAAUUAGUAGCAAUUCAAUUAUUUAUUAAAGGCUGAACAAUUUAUCUUGCUGUUUCUUUCUUUUGAAAAAUCAUAUUAUGUGUGUUGUAUGGAAAGUGUACAUCUUAAAUAUAGGGUGGGACAUAAAUUUUUGUACUUUUGAAAAUGCUAUUAAAAAUGAUAAACUUUGGUAUAACAGAAUUAAACAUGUCUGAGAGUUUAAUUUUUAAAAAUAACACUGCCAGAAAUGACCAUAUUCAUGACUUUGUCUGUCUUGCAAUGAACACAAAGGUUUUGGUAAACAUGCUGACACACUGCACAUGUAAUUGCUACUGUCUCAUCAUUAAUAUGUUCUUCCAUUUGGGUUUUACUGUCAGUUUACUUUUGCAUACCCUUAUUUUAAGAUAAUAAUUAAUAUGAAAAAGAUCCAGGUUCUUGGAGGCUAAGAGAAAUUUUCUGUAUGGGAAAUCACUAUUGAGGAAUACUUUUUUUAACCAAAGAUAUGGCACAGCUUUCACAUUCUUAUAACUUUGGUGCCAGAUAUUCCAGAAAGAUUUCACUUAUUCAGCUGAAGUUAAAAGCAAAAUUAUUUCCCUGAUCUCAAAGAAAUACGGACCGAUUAUGCCUUCAAAUGAUAUGCUCACCCACAAUAUUGUUUUAGGUGAAUCGUGUUUAUGGAUUGUCAGGUUUGAAUCUUGGAAAAUAGGCAUUUUUAUGGUUUUCUUCAUGUGUAAUGUGGAUACAAGCAAAUUUCUGUUAAAAAGGCUUCACCAAAGACAUCUCUUCGAUUAGGCAGAUAAAACCAAAACCUUUAGGGACUGUCAAAUCUUUUCUAAAAACUUAGCCAUCCUACUUGUUUUCAGACCACUUGUGUCUGAAUUUCCUGGCCCAUGAUUUAAUUAACCUUGCAACAUUGAUUAAUGUUGUGCAAAUCAUAGCAUAACCAAUACAAGCAACCUAGGACUAUAAUAAGAAUUGUUAUUUUUGUAAAAGUAUUAUGCAAGACUGUUCAACCAUGAAGGGUACCAUGGUAACUAAAAUUCAAAGAACUCGCAUAUUGCUACUAUCGUUCAUUCAGCCUCUCUCUAAUAUUUUUUAGAAAAAUCGGACUGUCAUUUGCAAAUAAUUUAUAGCCCACCUUAUAUUUUAAAAGUAUUAUGCAUCUUCAGUAAAUCUAUCCCAUAUUUUUUAUAACACAAAAUUUUAACUUUUUUUACAUGUAAAUGUUUUUUAAUUAGAUGUAAUAGUUAAAAACAGCUACAUAGUCAUUUUAUGUCAACUUUCUAAAUUAUCACAAUUUUUAAUUAUAGCACAUUUAGGAAGUAUUUUGAGUUUGCCAUUGAGCCUCUAGUUUUUUCUAAUGCAAAUGCAUUAAAUUAAUAUCGGAAAGUUUAGAACAAAAUAUCUUCUAUUUGUAUAUAUAUUUAUUUUUAAAUUAAAAAACUAGCCACUUUUA
Stegodyphus dumicola is the source of this 5486-nucleotide messenger RNA. RefSeq names its product mitogen-activated protein kinase kinase kinase 20-like. Gene Ontology annotation, molecular function: protein binding; ATP binding; protein serine/threonine kinase activity. Gene Ontology annotation, biological process: protein phosphorylation. NCBI's taxonomy places the organism in Eukaryota, Metazoa, Arthropoda, Arachnida, Araneae, Eresidae. Gene Ontology annotation, cellular component: cytoplasm. The record is from RefSeq and is a predicted model, not a curated record.